Tribolium castaneum (red flour beetle) is the source of this 2937-nucleotide messenger RNA. RefSeq lists its product as uncharacterized. NCBI's taxonomy places the organism in Eukaryota, Metazoa, Arthropoda, Insecta, Coleoptera, Tenebrionidae. Bases 162 to 2603 code for a protein of 813 amino acids. The record is from RefSeq and is a predicted model, not a curated record. The transcript has 2 exons.
ACAAUGCAUUUCAGUACAGCCACGCCGGGCAUAAGACGUAACACGAACCGCUAUGUAAACUUCUUGUGAUAAUUUUAAUAAAAAAAAAUAGUGAAUUUGUGUCCGGUGUGCAAGGAGUUAACUUUAUUUUUGGACACGUCGAGCACCAGGAAAAUAAAAAUAUGUCCUGGUGGCUUCUCACGUGCCUACUAGCAGUAUGGAUUCUGACUUCGACGGGAGAAGAAAGAAAACUUCACAGAUUAGUCGGAGGCCAUUUGAGAAUUUAUCAUGAAGAUCCCUCCGAUGCUGAACUGCUCGAAGCAUUAGCAAGUGGUUCAAAAAAUAAGAAAAAUCAAAAAAAUGACGACGAGGAGAAGAAAACACUGAGCCAACAAGUCGCUGAUGGGAAAUACGGACUGAUCCAGAAAGAACUUUUUGCAAAACCGUCGAAACGUCCUGGGGUACUUAGUUACGACAGUAACCCUGAAGUCCCCAAAGACAAUAUUAAUAAUUUGGGUGGACUGACCAAAAACGAGAUUUGGUUGGCGGAAAACCACCUUCUAGUCCUCAAAGGUGGUACUUAUCCGCCCCAUGAUGAUAAAACGGACAAUUCGGCGACGUCCUGGCCCCCGAUCGACGACUACAAGGCGCCCCAUCGUCAAGUCAAAAUCCCCGCACACCCCAAAGUACCGCCGCCAUUUCCCGUCCAACUCACCGACGACGGCCCCUUGCAAAUCCUGGGCACAAAUUCUUCGCGAACGCUUAAUGGCACGUUCGACCAAACGGCCUUCGCCGUACCUCCCCCAGAAGGCUUCGACCCGGGUCCGUACCUCCCGCCUAACCAUCAAUAUUCGUCCAACGCUACUCCCGGGCAACCUCCGUUCCCAAUACCUGCGUACCCUUCGGGGGAGUACCUUCCGGGGGCACCGUUCCCCCCGUACAACUUGAACGGUACUUUACCUCCUUUUUUCGCUUCUUUACCCCCGGGAGCCGCCAUACUACCACCACCGAACCAAACAGAACCGUUCGACGAAGACGACCCUUCGAUCUACUAUCCUCCGCCUUACAGUUUCUACUACCCAAAGGAUAACUCAUCGGCGGUACCAGCCGGACCUCUAGUACCCGGAAUUAUUCUACCGCCCCCACCGGACUUUUUCGGUCCUUUGGAGGAAACAACGAAACCAACAAGACACAGAAUGAAAACCACGACCACUCCGCCACCACAAAUUCACCCAACUACGACAGCGGUACCGCCAACUUCGGUACUUAAAACACGGAAACCGAUCAAAAUACUUCCGGUGCAUAUCCCGGCUGAAAUUAACAACGAAUUGAAACCAAUAGUGACGACAAGUGCGCCGAAACUUGUUACAAUUCUCCCGAAAAAUCGUACCACUCAAAAGACGCGUCCACCAAGUGUGACUAUUUUAAAACCAGUGAAACCUUCCAGUGCUCCUCCUAAGAUUUACGUGUACGGUAACGAAUAUUCCGUUUACAAACCACCAAAUCGCUCCAAAACUGUCAUCAGUACGACUCAAGUGCCCCUCAAAGUGUACUACAGUACUUCGAACGAAAUCGAAACAAAUUCUAUAACUCACGCACCGGAACGGUACCACAUUGGUACCCGACGUGCCAAAACAACAACAAAAUCACCAACACAGUAUUACUACUACGAGGAACAACCAAAAGAAGUCACCACACGUAAACCGUACUACGACAUACCCAAAGAGUACUACAUUCCGGCAAAACAAGUCCAACAACCGAAAUUUAUUUACGUGCCAACGCGCCCCCAAAGACCACGCUAUCGGUUUGUGCAAACCCCCAAAACCGACACGUUCAGCAUACACAUCGCAAGACUCCAGAAACAAAUCCAUCAGUACUACACAACCCCCCGCCCGACUUACAACAGACCAUCCCCAAAACCCGUCUAUCAAUUCAGCUUCGAAGCGUCCAACUACCGGCCCCAAAGACCCCAAAUCGAAGACCCCCAAGACAAAUUCCGCCCGUUACCGAAAUACAGUGUCCAAAUCCAGCCCGCAAUUGAAAUCAUCCCAACGGAAGCUCCCACCGAACGACCGAACUACGAAUACGCCGAAAAUCCCAAACCUGCGCCAACGCCACGCCCGAUUAGCCAGUUCGCCUUCGUGACCCCUAAUCCAGUCUAUCAGGGUUUCUAUACCAAACCUGACGAAGGUUUCUUUGACGAAAACACGAAGCAAUAUUUUACAACGUUUGGGCAAAAACUGGCACCUGGUACCACACCGUUGCCGCCAAGACGGCCCCCGAAACCCAGCCUUGAAGGCGACACCGCUGUUAAUUUCCUUCCUCCACGUCCCACCAUCAACCCGGACGCCGAAUUCGUGCCAAUUAACCCCAACCAACAACGAGUCAACUACCCCCAAGUGGUCAAGUACCCGCGACCGGUUCAAUACGCUCAAGAGACGCGUCAACAAAACCGCGAAACUGUUAAAAAUGAAGGACGGGACGGUUCCUUCAUUUCGUAUCAAUUGCCGGGAGAUGACGGCGCUCAUUUUUACUUUUUGACGCCACAAUUGGCCCAAAGUCGGGCACAAGGUGCAGGGUAUUACUACUCACAACCGAGAAUACGACGAAAUAAAGAAAGGUGAAGUGUUAGUGACUUGAUAUUGACAGAGCUGUGAGUUUGUGGCGAUUCCUAUCUGUAAUUUAGUGCCUAUUUUUAAUUGGUCUGUGAUCGUGUAGCGCCGGCUUUUCGACAAAACGAACUCAAAAAAUCAUAGUUAAGUGACGGAGAUCCACGAACAAAUUGUUAUUCUCACUUGUAAAUCAGUGGUCGAAAUUUUGUACGAGCUUAUUUAUAUUAACAGUGUAUCAAAGUGAUAAAUUAUUGUACCAGGUGAUCAGCAAUCACCCCGUACGUUAUUAGACCAUACUACCACUUUGUUAAAUUAUUUUUUAAUAAUAAAAAACCUUAUCUAACGA